Molecule: messenger RNA, 2577 nt
Organism: Rhizopus microsporus ATCC 52813
Lineage: Eukaryota; Fungi; Mucoromycota; Mucoromycetes; Mucorales; Rhizopodaceae
Exons: 8
Coding region: 7-2481 (824 amino acids)
Molecular function (GO): protein binding
Source: RefSeq, a predicted model, not a curated record
UAUAAAAUGACCGAAGUAACCUUACCUGCUGACGAGAAAGACCGUACAUCUGUUGAUGACUUGCCUAAAACGAAAGAAGACAAGAAUGAUGAUGGCACAGGCUCAAGCGAUGAGGACACUAAGGAAUCUUCAAAGGAACUAGGAUUGGUCAUCAGCGCUUUACAGUCUACUGUAAAUCAAAAGAAACAAACUAAAGCUCCUCAAGUAGAACCUGAAGGAGAAGAAUCAACCGAAGACCUUCGCAGUCUGACGGUUGAAGAUAGUGAAAGUGACGCUAAGAAUAGUAUGGAAGAUAAUAACUCUAUAUCCACUUUGGCUACCUCAAAAGAAGAAGAAGAAGAAGAAAAAGAGGAAGAGAAAGUACCUAUUCCCCAAACAUUCGAAGAAAUAGUCCAGGAUAUUGUUCCUCCAACACCUGGUAUACCCCCUGAGAGACAAAGCUUAGAUUUUGGCGCAAAUGAUGAUGUUGCGGAUAUUGAUGGUCAUAGUGCAAAUCUCAUAGCUCUAAACAAGAUUAAUGCAAAGGAAAUCAAGGCAAAUACACUUUCACCACGAGACCAAGAGAGAGCAGAUGAACCUGUCCUUCGAGCGGUGCGUCAUUUGUUUAACAAUCGUUUUAUGAAAGCAAAGAAACUCUUUGAACAGCAAGCUGAGCAUGAUCCAUUAUCCGCUUUAGGUUUAGGCUCCAUGGCAUUCUUAAAAGCUGUCAUGACGACGGACGAUUCAAUGACAAAGAACGCUAUUGAUGUAUUGACGACGACAUACAGCAUUGCCAGUGCCCAAAUUGAUGCUGCAACGAAAAAGAAUAUAGGCAACUCUGUAUAUCAAGCAAUGACAUCUUACUACAACUACAUCAAAUUUUCUCGCGGAUCAGGAGGCUUACCUUCAAGUCCCAAACCGGCAACACUCAAGUCGAUUAAAAAGGAGAAUAUCACAUUUAUCCCUAAUGGUGUAUUGAGAGCUCAUGUUGCAAAGGCCGAAUGCUGUCUUCAAAUUGCCAUCUUGCAGUUGCUUCAGGAAAAUGUGAUGGGUUAUAUAAAGUGCGGAAUGAAUUUGCGAAGAGCCUAUGCAAGCUAUAGUUUGGUUUGGCAAGAAUAUAAGCGUAUGGGCCAGGUUUACAAUGAAUUUAUCGAUCGCGAUACCAUUUCUGGAAUACAAUUUGGUAUUGGUGCAGUUCAUCUCGUCCUUUCUACUCUUCCUCAAAAGAUCCUUCGAGUCGUAUCAGCUUUUGGUUGGAAAGCUGAUAAACAUCUUGGCUUUGCCUUGUUGAAGCUUUGUCUGGAAGACAGAAGAAUUCGUUCACCUAUGUCAUCACUUAUGCUCUUGGCUUAUUAUACUGUUCUUACAUCACUAUGCCCACAGAUGUUAUCGGAUGAAUAUACACAGCCUGCGAUUGAGACCCUAUUGGAUGCUCAGAGCACUUAUCCAAAUUCUGCAUUCUUCCUUUAUUUUGCUGGUCGCACGUCUCGUCUUGCACGCAAUCUAACACUUUCUUCACAAUCAUUCACAUAUGCUAUAGAAAUUAGCAAAAGCGAAUGGGCCGAAGUAGAAGUCUUACAUAUUUGUAAUUAUGAGAUUGCAUUCAAUCAUAUGAUGGAACAUAACUGGGAGGAGGCUGCUAAGAUAUAUGAUAUGUUAUACAAAGACAAGUACUGGUCUCCAGCCAUCUUUCGCUAUUUGGCAGGUGCAUGUUUAGACAUGACUGGUAAUCGAACAGAUGCGAUCUUAGCCUAUGCAGAAGUUCCUCAGCUCGCUGGUGCCAAAUCACACAGUACAGCACUGAUUGAAAAAUACGUACAGCGUAAAGUGAACAAUUUUCAGGAUACGGGCUAUCAAGAUAUGGACAUGUCUCUCUGUGCUUUGGAAUUCCUUUACAUCUUUACUGGCUUUGAUUUCAUAUCGGAUGAGUCAAUGCAAAAGUCAUUAGAGGCAACGGAUAAGGCGCUGAGCAGCAUUGCAGAAGCAGAAAAAACGGAAUUCGGCAUCCGUGUGAAGGAGCUAUUACCAGAUACACCUCCACCACAGUAUUUUGAUCAGCGUGGUGUUUUGCUUCUUCUCAAAUCUGCUCUAUUUAACGCAAUGGGCCGAUAUAAGGAUACCAUCAUUCAUCUCAACUGGAUUAUAGAUCACAAGGACAAUAUCGUGUACGACAAAUGGGUUGUUCCCUUCGCCUUUUGGGAAGCAGGCGUUACUGCAUGGGGAAUGGGCAACAGAACAAGAGCUCGAUCCUUCUGGGAAACAGCCUUGAAAUUCUCCAAAUAUGAUUUUGAGUAUCGGUUAGCUAUGCGCGUCAAUUUGGCGAUUACCAAAGCAGAAGAGCUUGGUGUACCAAAGCCCCAAGAUCCUGAUCCAGCCAAACGUUAUAAUGCCCUCAAGAAAGAAAAGCAACAUUCUGGUGACUCUAUUCAAAACCAACAAAGUUCAGAUGAAUCAUCCGUUCGAUUGAGCAUGUCUGAUAAUCAAGUAGAGACAUCAUCAUAAAACUCUUGUAUAAAUAUUCUUUCUGUAAUAAAGUUAGUGUCGAUAUGCAUCACACGCACCUUCUUUGCAUUACUAGAAAUGCAUUGUAACACAGAC